AUGUACAAAACACCCCCGCAAAAUAAGUCUGCAGCUUCGACGGAGGACUUUAAUAAGAGGACCGAAAAACCAGUACCCACGGGUGGGAAAGACAAAGGGUCAACAUCUUCGGUAAGGAAAAGCAUUGGUGAGCUGGAAUCACGUCUUGGCGCUGCACCAAAAAACAUUAUAGCUACACUGCCGACGAAGCAAAAUACAAAAACUCCUACUGCAAAUGGGGGUGAUGACAACCAAGUGGAUAGAGAAACGACCCAGUACUCAAAUAGAGCACAAGAAGCAAAAGCACACUUGGUUAAGAGUAGUAGGACUCCCGAACGAAAACCCGGAGUCCUCUACACCCUAUACAAUAGCAAGGACAAGGAAAUAAAAAACAAGUAA
This is a messenger RNA of Parnassius apollo (apollo), 378 nucleotides long. The record is from the annotation of a GenBank genome assembly. Lineage: Eukaryota; Metazoa; Arthropoda; Insecta; Lepidoptera; Papilionidae.